CAGAAGGCUGUGGCUUUUUAAAAUUUCGAAAACGGUGCCACCAAAAACCGCAACAUGACAGUUUCCUAUGCCGGUGAAGUGCCAAAUGGCAGCAGUUUUGGCUGCUUUUGGAAAAUUUUAUGGAAAUGGCGUGGCAGUGUCUACAAAUUAGUUUGGCGUGAAUUAAUCGCAUAUUUAUGUUUAUAUUAUACAAUAAAUUUUUUAUAUAGAUUUGUUUUUACCGAAUAUCAACAAAAAAUAUUUCAUAAGAUUCGUGUAUAUUUUGGACAACAGGGUGAAAGUAUACCCAUGUCCUUUGUUUUGGGUUUCUACGUUAGUCUGGUGGUGAAAAGAUGGUGGGAACAGUACAGACUCUUGCCAUGGCCAGAUACGCUGGCAUUAUUUAUAAGUGCAGCCAUACCAAAUUCGAAUGGAGGCGUAAAUAACGAAACAGGUCGUUUAAUGCGCCGCAAUAUUAUGCGUUACAUGGUACUGGCCUAUGUCAUUACACUGCAACGCAUUUCGUUGAGAGUCAAACGUCGUUUCCCCACCACCCAACAUCUCGUGGAUGCUGGUCUCAUGCACGAGUCUGAAAUGAAAAUUUUCGAAUCGCUAAAUCAAAAGAGCCCCAUGUCCAAAUAUUGGAUGCCCCUGGUCUGGGCAACAAAUAUUAUAAAUCGAGCCCGCAAAGAGAACCUCAUCAGUUCCGAUCACAUUGUACAAACUAUACUAGUGGAACUAUCCGAUAUACGUCGAAGAUUGGGUGGUUUAAUUGGCUACGAUACGGUUUGUGUGCCAUUGGUCUAUACGCAGGUGGUAACCUUAGUAUUGUACACUUAUUUCAUUGCCGCCUUAGUGGGUCGUCAAAUGUUGCCCGAUCACACCGGCCAAGAAGAUAAAGAUUUGUAUUUCCCCCUCUUCACUGCAUUACAGUUUGUUUUCUAUGUCGGCUGGUUAAAAGUUGCUGAGGUGCUCAUCAAUCCGUUCGGCGAAGAUGACGAUGAUAUUGAACUCAACUGGUUAAUUGACAGACACAUUAAGGCUGCCUAUAUGAUUGUUGAUGAAAUGCACGAAGAACAUCCUGAAUUACUUCGAGAUCAGUAUUGGGAAUGUGUGGUGCCAAAAGACUUGCCCUAUACCGUGGCUUCGGAACAUUAUCGCAAGGAUGAACCAAAGGGCUCCGCCGAAAAUUACAAAGUCAAGAAAGAGGAUGCCAUGUAUGCCAACAUUGUACCCGGUGGUGGUAAACGCAUUGCCGACGAUGUUUAUGCUGACUAUGAAAGCGUUGAUACUCCCAUGGCUGAAAGACGGAAAAAUAAUUGGCUUGUCCGCCAAUUGUCACGCAUGGGUUCUAUGCGUAGCCAAUCGACAGCCUAUUCAUCGGGUGGCAUGGCAUUCAAUCGUAAUCGCUUGAAUUCGGUAUACUCAAGUCCAGAAUCUGGCCUACCCAUGACCAUAGUACAGCAGCAACAACAGCAGCAAUUGCAACAGCAACAACAACUGCAGCCGAAGCCUAGCCUUUAUGAUAAAUUUGUACAUCGAAAAUCAUUGCGAGCCCAAAGGCAGCUAAUAAAGCAAAAUUCUCGUCUAAAUGGUUUGAAUGUCAACACUUCAAAAUCCCGUCCUCGUAUACCUACUCCCGAUGUUACCAAGGAACCACCUAACAUUGACAAAGAUGUGAAUGCCACCACAAACAGUGCAAACACGGCUGUUCUUAUGACACCACAAUUGAGUACACAAACCACAAUGUAUCCUUAUGCAAGCACCACGAAUAACAAUCUAGAUGGUCAGGUUUUGGGCACCCUCCUGCUAUCACCCAUCAAGGAAAUGGAUAGUUCAUCGUCGAAUAAUACUUUAAUUCCAGGACAUCCCCAGACGGCGGCAUUGGCCCAGGCAGUAUUACCAAGCAAUUUGGCUUCAACAAUGCCGGUUACAACGAACAUUACAACUCUCUCGUUUCCCUUUACCGUCACCACAAGUGCCACAGAUACAACGGGUACUCUAAGCAUUUUGCCAAUUACAUCCACACAAAUUCCAACAAUUACGACCACUGCGUCGGCUUUUGAUUCGAAUGAAGUUAUUACCACAAUUCCGGUAUCCCUUUCCAUACAACGUUCACCAUCCGCUGUGUCCAUAACUGAAUUAAAUUUCAAUGAUAAACUCGAAAAUAAUGGUGGCACCGCUCUGCUAUCCCUAAAACCGCUAAACAACGGCGGCACCAACAUUUCCCGUAACAAUAGCUUCAAUGCCAAUCUUAAUCUUAAUAUCAGUGACUCAUAUCUAUUGGAACGCCGAAACUCGGUGCGAUCUGAAGGUGCUCCUGAUGUCAAGGACAUAACAGAUAGUGCCACGGCAACACACACAGUCAACAGUGCCAACACCAGCACUAUAACCGCGGCUAAGGAAAAAAUAUCCUCGAUUGCAACAUCAGCGCCAUCGACAUUAGCCAAACGUCCGCCGGAACAGAAGACCGGCGAAGUAUAUGUAUAAAUGUAUUACAAAGCAUAAUGGAU
Molecule: messenger RNA, 2492 nt
Organism: Musca vetustissima
Lineage: Eukaryota; Metazoa; Arthropoda; Insecta; Diptera; Muscidae
Gene: Best2
Exons: 11
Coding region: 55-2469 (804 amino acids)
Molecular function (GO): chloride channel activity
Source: RefSeq, a predicted model, not a curated record